This is a messenger RNA of Manis pentadactyla (Chinese pangolin), 3296 nucleotides long. RefSeq names its product piwi like RNA-mediated gene silencing 2 (gene PIWIL2). The transcript has 22 exons. The record is from RefSeq and is a predicted model, not a curated record. Gene Ontology annotation, cellular component: P granule. The coding region runs from base 1 to 2892 and encodes 963 amino acids. Lineage: Eukaryota; Metazoa; Chordata; Mammalia; Pholidota; Manidae. Gene Ontology annotation, biological process: regulatory ncRNA-mediated gene silencing. Gene Ontology annotation, molecular function: protein binding; piRNA binding.
AUGGAUCCUGUCCGACCACCCUUCAGGGACUCUUCUCAUGUGCACCCAUCUCAUGGUGGAUGGAUGCCAGGCUCUUGGCCACAAGCUCCUAAACGUUUGGACUCAGCUCUUGGCAGGGCAGGACCUGCAGGCAGAGGCCAUGUACUUAGAAAGCCAGGAAACCCAAGCCCACAGAGUGGGCCAGCACAAAGGGAAUCUGGGGGUUUGGUCUCCAUGUUCCGGGGGCUUGGCCUUGGAACAGUGUCUCAGCCCCCUCCGAAACAAGAAGUGUCUCCUUUAGGUAGAGGCAUUUUAGGUCGAGGCUUGACCACCAGUAUGGUGCCCAAAGACAAAGAAGAACCCCAUCCCGUUUUUCUGGAUCCUUCAGUGUUGGCAGUUGGGGAUAGCAAGAUGGCCGAGGCCUCCGUUGGUUGGAAUAGAAUUCGUGGAAGAGGGAAUUCAGAUGUGUUGUUAUUACCGCUGGGAAGAGCCGCCUGUGGUAUAGGCAGAGGAGUGUGCAGGGCUCCGGACACACUCAGCCUGGCCUCUCAGAAUCCUGCUCAGCUAUCUUCACCUCCACCUCCGCCCCUGUCCUCACUGCAUUCUCUAGAGCACAAAAGAAAAGAGUGUUUUGUGAAGCAAGGAUCAAAAGGAACACCUCAAUGUUUGGGACUGAACUUUAUCAAAAUACAGUGUCAUAAUGAAGCAGUUUAUCAAUAUCAUGUGACUUUCAGUCCCAGCGUGGAGUGCAAAAGCAUGAGGUUUGGCAUGUUAAAGGACCAUCAAGCUGUCACCGGAAAUGUCACUGCUUUUGAUGGAGCCAUUCUUUAUCUGCCUAUUAAACUUCAACAAGUUCUUGAGUUAAAAAGUCAAAGGAAAACUGAUGGCGUGGAGAUCCACAUUAAGAUUCAGUUGACAAAGAUCCUAGAGCCGUGUUCUGAUUUGUGCCUUCCCUUCUACAAUGUUGUUUUCCGUCGGGCAAUGAAACUCUUAGAUAUGAAGCUUGUGGGGAGAAACUUCUAUGACCCUACAAGUGCUAUGGUCCUGCAACAACACAGAUUGCAGAUCUGGCCGGGCUAUGCAGCUAGCAUCCGGAGGACAGAUGGUGGUCUUUUCCUGCUAGUGGAUGUCUCCCAUAAGGUCAUUCGGAAUGAUUCCGUGCUGGACAUCAUGCGUGCCAUGUAUCAGCAGGACAAAGAAAACUUCCGGGAUGAAUGCACUAAGCUUCUGGUUGGCAAUAUUAUCAUAACCCGCUACAACAAUCGUACCUAUCGUAUAGACGAUGUGGAUUGGAGUAAGACUCCAAAAGACAGCUUCACAAUGUCUGAUGGGAAGGAGAUUACAUUCUUGGAGUACUACAGCAAAAACUAUGGGAUCACUGUUAAGGAAGAAGACCAGCCACUGCUGAUCCACAGGCCCAGUGAGAGACAGAAUAGCCAAGGGAUGCUGCUGAAAGGUGAAAUCCUAUUGCUUCCUGAGCUUUCCUUCAUGACUGGAAUCCCUGAGAAGAUGAAGAAGGACUUCAGAGCCAUGAAGGAUUUGACCCAGCAGAUCAACGUGAGCCCCAAACAGCACCAUUAUGCUUUGGAAUGCUUGCUACAAAAAAUCUCAAAGAAUGAGACCGCUAGCAAUGAACUGACACGCUGGGGACUCUCUCUGCAGAAGGAUGUACAUAAGACUGAAGGACGUAUUCUGCCAAUGGAAAGAAUAAACUUAAGAAAUUCUUCAUUUAUCACGCCUCAGGACCUAAACUGGGCUAAGGAAGUAACCAGAGACCUUUCCAUCUUGACUGUUCCCAUGCAUUUCUGGGCACUGUUUUACCCAAAGAGAGCAAUGCAUCAGGCCCAAGAACUGGUUAACAUGCUAGAGAAGAUAGCUGGCCCCAUUGGGAUGCACAUGAGCCCACCAGCCUGGGUUGAACUAAAGGAUGAUCGGAUAGAGACCUAUGUCAGAACUAUUCAGUCCACGCUGAGAGUGGAGGGGAAGAUACAGCUGGUUGUUUGCAUCAUCAUGGGCCCACGUGAUGAUCUCUAUGGAGCCAUUAAAAAGCUGUGCUGUGUGCAGACUCCCGUGCCCUCGCAGGUCAUCAGUACCCGAACCAUUGGUCAGCCCACCAGACUUCGGAGUGUGGCCCAGAAAAUUUUACUUCAGAUUAACUGUAAAUUGGGUGGUGAGCUCUGGGGAGUGGAUAUUCCUCUGAAACAGUUGAUGGUGAUAGGGAUAGACGUUUACCAUGACCCCAGGAGAGGCAUGCGCUCCGUGGUUGGAUUUGUUGCAAGCAUCAGCUUGACCCUCACAAAAUGGUAUUCCCGAGUGGUAUUCCAGAUGCCUCAGCAGGAGAUUGUGGACAGCCUGAAGCUGUGCCUGGUGGGCUCAUUAAAAAAGUUUUAUGAGGUGAACCACUGUCUCCCAGAGAAGAUUGUGGUAUAUCGAGAUGGAGUGUCUGAUGGCCAACUAAAGACAGUUGCCAACUAUGAGAUCCCUCAGCUACAGAAGUGUUUUGAAGUUUUUGAGAAUUAUCAGCCCAAGAUGGUGGUAUUUGUUGUUCAGAAGAAAAUCAACGCCAAUCUGUACCUGGCUGCUACUGAGCACUUUGUGACUCCCUCCCCUGGAACUGUGGUAGAUCAUACAAUAACAAGCUGUGAGUGGGUGGACUUCUACCUUCUUGCCCAUCAUGUAUGGCAGGGUUGUGGCAUUCCUACCCAUUACGUGUGUGUUCUCAACACUGCAAACCUGAGCCCUGAUCAUAUGCAGAGGUUGACUUUCAAACUGUGCCACAUGUACUGGAAUUGGCCUGGUACCAUCAGAGUUCCAGCUCCUUGCAAGUAUGCCCACAAGCUAGCUUUCCUGUCCGGACAGAUACUGCAUCACGAACCGGCCAUCCAGCUGUGCGAGAACCUGUUCUUCCUGUGACUGGACAGCCAGGAUAUUGCUGCUUAGAGGAAUUCGACUCCCGAACUCUACUGUGACUUGCGCAGGAUGAGACCCAAGGGGGUUUUGUGUUGGUGUUUCCCUUUCACCAACCCAGUAGGAUAAGAUAGCCUUUUCUUUUUUUUUUUUUUUCACUUUUAAACCUGGUAUCACCGAGACAUUUUUCCAUUCUAAGCCUCAGCUAGCUGUUGCCUUUGUAGAGCAAUGGCAACACUGCUGCUCUGCUGAUGGAGAGCGUGAAUACCAGGAAACUUAAGAGCUGCUAAAGUCAGUGUGAGCUGUAGAAACCUGCAGGGGCAGCAAUUACACCCUUAAGCCUUGCUUACUAAGUAAACAUUUCCCACUUUUGGCUCCAGAGGUGAUAAUGAAUAAAGUCAUUGCAAGUU